UGCCCGGUUUCCAUGGCAACGGGAUGAGGAGAUGGCAGCGAGCAGCCGGCGUUCUCCCACUCCCUCUCUCCUCAGCUUCCCCUCGCCUCUCGAACUCCCGCGCACACUAAAAAACAGGAUAUCGUUCCAGAAAUGAUUUCACUCUUUAAUCCGUGAGCCGAGGAUGAAUGACUAUCGCCUGGUAGCAAAGAUAGGCGAGGGAACAUUUUCCGAAGUCUGGAAGGCACAAAGCUUAAAAAAUGGGACCUACUACGCCUGUAAAAAGAUGAAACAGUAUAUUGAAAGCUUGGAGGAAGUGAACAACAUACGUGAAAUUCAAGCCAUGCGCAGACUGAGCUUGCAUCCUAAUAUUCUUCAGUUACAUGAUGUGGCAUUUGAUAAAAAAUCUGGAUCUCUUGCUCUAAUAUGUGAACUCAUGGACAUGAAUAUCUAUGAACUGAUACGAGGGCGAAGGCAUCCUUUAUCUGAGAAUAAAAUAAAGAGUUACAUGUAUCAGCUAUGUAAGUCCCUUGAUUACAUGCACAGAAAUGGAAUUUUUCACAGAGAUGUAAAACCAGAAAAUAUCUUAAUUAAGCAGAACUUACUGAAGUUGGCAGAUUUUGGUUCCUGUAGGAGUAUCUUUUCAAAGCAACCGUAUACAGAAUAUAUUUCGACCCGAUGGUAUCGAGCACCAGAAUGCCUUCUUACUGAUGGAUUCUAUGGCUUCAAAAUGGACAUCUGGAGCACUGGCUGUGUUUUCUAUGAAAUAACCAGACUUUUCCCCUGUAGCUUACAACCACUUUUUCCUGGUUCUAAUGAAGUUGACCAAAUUGCAAAAAUACAUGAAGUUGUUGGCACUCCAAACUCUGAAACUCUCAGAAAGUUUAAACAAACACGGGCUAUGAGUUUUGAUUUUCCAAGGAAAAAGGGAACAGGAAUAUCAUGCCUCAUUCCUCGCACUUCUGCUGAGACUAUUUCAUUGAUGGAUGCUAUGAUGGUGUAUGACCCAGAAGAACGAAUCACUGCUAAGCAUGCAUUGCAGCAUCCGUAUUUUCAUGACUUGAGAUCGGCAGAAAAACAAGACCGGACCAUGCACCGUACAGUUAAAUGCGUAGAAGGGAAUGCAAACAAUUUAAGCCCAGGUGUGGUUCACAAUUUAUGGAAAAUCCACAAAGGACGGAAACGGGGUAUCCCUAUACGGCGUCAAAUUCCCGUGGAGCUGCCAAAGCUGAAUGUGCCAGGAACAACAAAGCGUGCUGGUUACCACAGUCGAACUUUAAAGCCAGUUUUUCCAACAGUAUCAGUGCCUGAAACUGGAACUCUACCGCAAGUCUCAUCUGUACAGUAUCUUGGAAAAAGCAAGUGUCCAAGACCAUGGAAUUCUACAACGAAAUGUUACAGUUUACCCUCUACAGAAAGAAAGAGUGAUGGCUACUGAGAACAAUUACAAUUCAAGAGUAUUCAAUAACCAUUCCUUUUCAAAAAUUCUUGUAAUGUUUUUUAAAUGUUGCAAAAGACCAUAUUUAUGUCUUCCACUGGAUUACAGGCUGACCAUCAGGUUUGUGCCUUUUUUUAACUUCAGUUUUUAAUCAAGUGAAGCACCAGCCCAAAGUUUAUUCACUUGAUGCCAGAAAAUAACAAAUAUUUUUAGAAUGGAAAUGCCAUAAACAAAAUGGCAUUUGAUGUUAAUCAAAAAAAGGCACUUUAUUUUCAAACUGGUUACCAUUUUAGUUAACAGAUUCAUCUAAAUGUAGACAUUUACUGAUCAAAAGCUGAAGAUAUGGAUUAAUAUUUGCAAAGAGUUAUAAAUGUUCCUUUUCUGAGAAAUCUAUGCCGACUCAACGUGGAGCAAAUUUGCACAAACAUCAAUCCUAAACCAUUAUCAGUUUGUCAGUAAAAUUUCACUUAUAUAUAUAUAUAUAUAUAAUCAUACAGUAACAUUUACAUUCUCACUUUCAUGGAAUUUAUGAGUGCAGACAUUUUAAUUAUCUUCAGGCCAAAUUGCUACAUUGAAUAUCUAUGUACAAUGUUGCCUCAACCAUUAAAUACUAUUUUUGUUUUGGAAGGUUGCAUCACAUUAAUGGACAAACUAGAUUACCAUACAUGGGGACAUUGGUAAACUACAACCAUUUUAUUUGUUUUACAUCAUACAGCACAUUUAUAUAUGUUUUAAUAACAUUUAAUUCCCUUUUUGGAAAUUGUUCUUCAAUAAAUUUCUAUUUAUCAAA
Messenger RNA from Amblyraja radiata (thorny skate), 2207 nucleotides. RefSeq names its product MOK protein kinase (gene mok). The record is from RefSeq and is a predicted model, not a curated record. Bases 164 to 1417 code for a protein of 417 amino acids. The transcript is spliced from 12 exons. Gene Ontology annotation, molecular function: ATP binding; protein kinase activity. Lineage: Eukaryota; Metazoa; Chordata; Chondrichthyes; Rajiformes; Rajidae. Gene Ontology annotation, biological process: protein phosphorylation.